Messenger RNA from Erigeron canadensis, 672 nucleotides. RefSeq lists its product as uncharacterized. The coding region runs from base 1 to 672 and encodes 223 amino acids. The record is from RefSeq and is a predicted model, not a curated record. The transcript has a single exon. NCBI's taxonomy places the organism in Eukaryota, Viridiplantae, Streptophyta, Magnoliopsida, Asterales, Asteraceae.
AUGAACAACCAGUUUCAUUCAAGUUUAUCAACGUACACGAGACCCGAUUUGUUUCCUACCGAAGACGAUGAUGAUGAGAUUUUUGGCAUCAUGGCCGAAUGUGUUGAUUUUCUUAAACAAGGUGAAUCAUCAAGACCAUUCAUACCUCGUAUGGUCGUCGACAGAGAUCGACAUGGUGCUGACGAGCGCCUAAUGGCAACUUACUUUAACGAAAACCCAAAGUAUUCGUUGAAGAGUUUUAGGCGACGAUUCUGUAUGUCUAGACCUAUGUUCAUGCGCAUUGUGAACUACAUAAUAUCAUACCCAUCUCGCAAUCCAGGUUCUGUGCCUUUGCAUUUUAAAAGAAUGCAAAACAAGCAGCUUGAUGCCCGAGGAAAGCCUGGUUUCAGCACCAUCCAAAAGUGUGUAUGCGCCAUACGUCAAUUGGCGUAUGGCUACAAUCCCAACUCGUUUGACGAGUAUCUACAGAUGGGUGAAGAAACAACAAGGUGUUAUCUAGACUAUUACUGUAAGUGUGUGUUCGAACUUUACAGGGAUAAAUAUUUGCACAGACCAACACCGGAGGACAUAAAACGCUUGUACGCUCGACAUGAAGAGCUUCAUGGCUUCCCAGGCAUGCUUGGAAGCAUUGAUUGCAUGCACUGGCCUUGGAAGAACUGUCCCAAGGCAUGA